Molecule: messenger RNA, 300 nt
Organism: Racocetra persica
Lineage: Eukaryota; Fungi; Glomeromycota; Glomeromycetes; Diversisporales; Gigasporaceae
Source: the annotation of a GenBank genome assembly
AUGUCUGCAAGUUCGUCACAAAAAAGAACAAGAACAGCUAUUAAUAUUGCAAGCCACUUUAAUUCUCAAGAUCCUAAUUUAAAUUUAGAUCAGACUACAAUUUCUAAAAUUUUAAAAGAUAAAACAAUGAGGCUUUGGAUUGAACAAGUUACUUGUGGUGAAAUGAUUAUAACAGAAUUAAUUAUUAAAGAAAAAACAACAAUAUUCACACAAGCUUUAAAUUUGGGUGAUGAUGUCUUAAAAUUUUCAAAUAGAUGGAUUCAUAAAUUUAAGCGACAUAAUAAUCUUAGAAAUUUUUGA